Molecule: messenger RNA, 2608 nt
Organism: Pararge aegeria (speckled wood butterfly)
Lineage: Eukaryota; Metazoa; Arthropoda; Insecta; Lepidoptera; Nymphalidae
Product: facilitated trehalose transporter Tret1-2 homolog
Exons: 10
Coding region: 406-1797 (463 amino acids)
Biological process (GO): transmembrane transport
Cellular component (GO): membrane
Molecular function (GO): transmembrane transporter activity
Source: RefSeq, a predicted model, not a curated record
CAAUCGUGUUUUUGAAUUCCCGAGAUUGGAAAGGUCAGAAAAAACGUAAACCCAUUUCAACGUGAGUUCGCUUGGGCUGUCAUAGAGAGUACAGUCUUGUGAUCCUUGUUUGGGAAACUGUUUAUCAUGCAACGUGUGUAUCUCACAUGACUGUUGUAGAAACGGAGAUUUUUUUUAUACCUACGAUUGUAAUCGCUAAUCAAAACAGAUUGGCAGAUACAGCGACUGGCCCAGUCAGAGUUGGCGGUCAAGAGACACCGGUCUCCCUGCCGGUAUAAUUUCCAUCCGCCCUUUAGUGUAUCGAGGACUAAUCGCCGGCGACGCAGCCACACUCGAACGAUAUCAAUUGCCAUUGUUGCCGGUUGUUUGAAGUUGUUUGUGGAGUUAAUUGGUUCCGCGUUCGACAUGACGAAAAUUCCGGCAGCGUUUUUAAAACAGUUAUGGCUGACCUUCGGCGCAUCACUGGCUUUUCUUAUCAUCGGACUGGUCAGAGGGUACUCGGCGUCAGCGAUCCCAUCGAUAGAAAACUUAGAUUCCGACCUUAUACAGAGCAGCGAACAGAAAUCAUGGAUUGGAGCAAUCCCACCACUGGGUGCGUUUGUAGGCAGCAUGUGCUCCGGACCACUGAUGCAGCAGGCGGGCAGAAAACGCACCCUACAGUUGACAGCACCGCUUUGGGCGGCUAGCUGGCUUGUACUCGGCUUCGCAGCGAACUUCCCACUCGUCUUGCUGGGCAGAUUACUGUCUGGCCUUUGUGUUGGCUUUGUUCUGGCACCAGCUCAAGUAUAUGUCAGCGAGUGCUGUGACCCUCAGAUCCGAGGGCGCUUGGGUUCAUUGCCCACCCUCUCUAUGUCACUGGGCAUCCUCAUCUCUUACCUAGCGGGCAGCUUGCUCUACUGGAGACACCUGGCCUUUCUAUCUGCUAUAUUUUGUGCGGCAAUGUUCGUGGUACUUCUUCCACUUCCCGAGUCUCCAGUAUGGUUGCACGCUAAAGGCCUCGACAACACGUACGCGAUCAAGUGGCUCCACCUAUCAGAGCAUGCUAUAGCAACAGUAAAACCUGAAGAAAGUAAUGAAAAAGUGGAGGAGCCGAAAAGUCUCUUUACCCGUGAAGUUUUCUUUUCCUCGGCGGUUAUUAAACCUCUCACAGUCGGGUUUGCCCUGCUCUUCUUCCAACAGUUCAGCGGUAUUGAUGCUGUCAUAUUCUUCACGGUGGAGAUCUUCCAAAGUGCCGGGAGUAAGCUAAACGCGAUGACAGCCACAAUAAUAGUUGGUGCGGUGCAACUGUUCAGCAACGGUGUGAGCACUCUGCUGGUCGACCGCGCUGGGCGCCGACCAUUGCUGCUGCUAUCAGCGGUCACCAUGUGUGUGUCCAUGGUGGGAAUGGGUGCGGCGUUUUUCUUCAAGUUUGAACAGACAUCGUUUCUUGGAUACUUACCCAUUGCCAGUUUAGUGCUUUUUAUGCUGGGUUUCUCGCUGGGCUUCGGCGGAUUGCCAUUCCUUCUACUCGGAGAGUUGUUCCCCACGCAUUAUCGCUCCCAGCUCUCUGCUAUGGGCAGCGCAGUUAACUUGCUGUCUAUGUUCACCGUCAUCAAAUCUUAUCACGCUUUAGAGCACGUGUUAACAUCUGCGGGUACCUUCUGGAUGUACUCAUGCUUCUGCGCCGUGGCCUUCUUCUUCGUUCUCUUCAUGGUCCCUGAGACGAAAGGGAAAUCUCUCGCAGAGAUCGAACAACAUUUCAGAGGCAAAAAGGAAAAGGAAAAUAUUGAUCUGCAAACGAUAAAAACAAAAUUUUGAUACUAGCUAAAUUCAAUAUUAAAUAAAAGUAAAUUAUUGUAGACAAAUUUAGUCGCCAUCUGUUAAACAUUGCAUAACAUAUAAAAAAAAAACAAAAGCUCUAAUACCCUCUCUCAUAAGAGAGAGGAAGCAUGUGCCCAACAGUGGGAUAUAAAUGGACUGAAGAUGAUUAAGAUAUCAUAAAAAUAAUAAAUUGUUUAGUAGACAAACCAAUUUUUGUUAAAAUGAAUUUAACUGGAAAUGGAACAAAUAAGUUUUAGAAUUCUAUUUGAUUAAAAAUUGCGAAUCCUAUUUUGCAUUGUUUCCGAAGUGAUUGCAUUCUAUACUCCCAAACAUUAUGAUGUAAAUGCAAUAUUUUUUUCUCGAUAUACUUUAAAUAUGUAAUCAGCAAAAAAUAAUUAGGAAAAGAAAUUAGUAAAGAUCCGAUAAAAAAACAAAUCUUAUGGUGUGUUUUUUUUGAAAAAAUAGUUUUUUAUUUUAAUUAAAGCUUCAGUUAUAUUUUGAAUACGGCAAAUUGGGGUCCGGAACUUCCAGGCCUGAAACACCUAACGAGUAUGUUAACAUUGCAAUUAUCUAUUUUGCGCCUGAAUCUUGAGUUUUAUUAAUACCAUGAUUAUUGAGGUUGCUCUGUUUUUGAGAAUUAACUUGUAUGUGAUAUUUAUAAAUGUUCGUAGAAUUGCCAUAAUAAAUUAUCUGUAGAUUAUUAUUAAGAGUGAUUGACAUAGCUGUGAUAAAGUGUUGUAUUCUCUGUAAGUAGGUAUUUUAAAUAAUUAUUAGUGCAAUUUUGAAAAUAAAUUCUCUCAGGUAUGAC